CAGAUCGAGUGCCGUGGUCGUUUGGUAGUUGAAGAGAAAAGUUUCGAAAUGCGUAUGAAAGUUCCAGAAGUGAGAAGAUGCUGCUGUUGUUUGCCUUUACGGCAUGGCAUCGUUGUGUUUGGAUUAAUUAAUAUUAUAUUCUCACUGGCUGCAGUAACAUGUCUAGUUAUAAGGACUGAGCUGAAGAAGUCCCAGUUACUGGAUGGCUCAUCGCUAGAGGUGGUGACAUCGACUAUAUUGUUCAGUAUCUUUGGUAUGAGUGUUAUACUGAACAUUAUGCUACUCUUUGCUGCUUGUCAGAAAGACAUCUUGAUGCUGCGAUUAUACUUGUACUACGGGGUGGUCACCACACUGGCUGCGCUAGUUCCCACCUUCGUACUGCUGUCCAGGAGGAUGGUAUUCGAUGUCUGCGUCGCUCUGUUUGCUAUAUGUAUGCAGUGGUAUGUCAUCAUCCUAGUUCGUAGUGCGAUCGUGAAGUUAGAACAAGCGAGUGUGAGCUCAGAAGAAACCAGCACAGUACAUGAAGUUGCCAUUGAUGUUCCUGAUAGGGAUACUUUACUUUAAAAUAUAUUUAUUGCAUGUCAUGUUAUUUUAACAAUUUGUAUUCAUGUAGAUGUUGUGAAAUAGCAUAAAGUAAUGAAAUAGGCUGUUAUUGUUGAAAAACUAAAUAAACUAUAAAAUCAUU
Messenger RNA from Helicoverpa zea (corn earworm), 685 nucleotides. RefSeq lists its product as uncharacterized. Lineage: Eukaryota; Metazoa; Arthropoda; Insecta; Lepidoptera; Noctuidae. The record is from RefSeq and is a predicted model, not a curated record. The coding region runs from base 49 to 564 and encodes 171 amino acids. The transcript is spliced from 4 exons.